AUGUAUUUUGAGAGCAUGGGUUCUGACGGCUUCGAUUCUGACGGCUUCGGUUCUGACAGCACGGAUUCCGACAACAUGUUACCACGACUUGGGCCAAGCGGCCCACCGAGGUGCGCUGUCUGCUUCAAAAAGUCCGGAUUACUUCUUUGCGGUGGCUGCAAGGUGAUCCAUUACUGUGGCACUGAACACCAGGCAUUCCACCGAUCGAAGCAUAAACACGAAAGGUCCAAACUUCAAGCCCGAACCGACCUGGCAUUUGAAGCCCAGUCCAGCUCAGGAGAUGUCUUUCAGACCCGCGUGGGAUACUUUUGGGGCAUCGUUGAGACUCGGGACUAUAUGAGGGCGCGCUUCGCCGCUGCCAACGCACUACUUCAAGUUCAUACGAAACGUGCGGUAGAGAGUGCCCUCGAGCAUUUCAACGAAAUGAUCCAGCUGUGUCGACACGACAAUCAGGGCGUUCGUGACAUCAUUCCCCACUGGUGGGCUACUGCUGACAACGUGUCGGAUGUUACGACACCAUACCUACAUCUUCCCGAGGCCGACCCUCUCGAACCUGUGGAUAUAUUCUCCUCAAAAGGAAUCAGUCUCGACCAUCUGGUGGCCUUGACACUCUUGAAGUUGCGUCUUUAUCUGGAUAUGGACGCAUGCUCUACUUUUGUCGCUGAGCUCGGUGCCCCCUCUAGUCUUUUUGACCUCUACGGCGACACAGACGACACAGAUAAACCGCGGCUUGGGCAUUAUAUUCGAAAGAAGAUGAGAGGGGUGGACAUAUACGAAUUGGAACAAACGGCGCAAAUGUUGAAGGAUCAAUAUCUCACGCUCUGCAAGCAGGUACACGAUGCGAACCCCUACAUCUGGGAAGCUUUAGUUGAUGGAGAGACACCAUCGCCCCCGCAAUAUUAUAGUAGAGGUUCCAAGGAAGAGGCAGAUUUGGUCGUGUACCAAUGUCAUCAUGCCUGGAGUGAGUCUGGAGACGCAAUGGUGAUGAUUGAUGCAGACACCGCAGCUUUUACUAGUGUGUAUCAAGGCCAAGCCGCUACUGUCAGUGGGAGAGACACAUCCUCCACGUCGUCAAGAAACCGAACAUCCCAGAUAUGGGACAAGACGCAAGGAAUUGGAAGAGCCUUUCCAUCUAAAUUUCAGUCUGUCUCUUCCCCUGGUGAGCUUUUCGUGUCGACAGUUACUGCUGGUAGCGACACCCCCCGGUUUGUUCAUCGCAAUGACCCAGCACAGGUGUUGGUGUUCGUCGACGGUGCUUGUUUCAACAAUGGACAGCAGGAACCCCGAGCUGGCUGGGCAGUGGUUUUCGGGCUCCCAACCAAUAGAAGAAUGAAUAACGGCUGCUAUACUGUGUCCGGACGACUUGAGGACAAAGGUCCGUUUGGGGGCAGCAAGACAGCGACCAGUAACCGAGCUGAAUUACGUGCGGCCAUUGCUGCCCUUCGUCUCUGCGACUGGCAAGCUGAGGACUACGCCAACCUUGUCAUCGCAACCGACUCUUCAUAUGUGGUAGAUGGUGCCACGGAGUGGACAAAAAAAUGGGUGCGGAACGGAUGGAAGAACAACACUGGCGGCGAUGUAAAAAACAGAGAUCUUUGGGAGCUAGUCCUCGGCGAGGUGGAGAGAUGGGUCGACAAAGGGUUUGCCGUUGAUUUUUGGAAGAUUCCAAGAGAGCUAAACCAGGAAGCCGACAGAGCUGCCAAACUCAUCACGCAGACCGGACCUGCGGUGGACGAGUUUAAAGAUGUCACGCUUAACUCUGGACAGUUCCGGGGCCGUAUUCUUGCGCUUUGCCUGGAGAACGAGAAUUUGUUCGACGAUUGUUUUGGAGCACUUGUCUCACGAAUCACUGCGAAGUCCCAGAUGGAACGAGCCAGGACACCAGAAGCUGCCUUUACGAUGCUUGACCAGGAACCGCGCCCAUCCGUCAUUCUCGUCACUGAUGGAGGUCUCGCACGCCAGAGAAGGGUCUGGGACCGCGUCAUUGACCACCUGCGCGAUGGUGCGACGGUUGUGCUAGCUGGCUUGUUCAGUAGUAUGGUUAAUGAGGGUGAAUUCCACAGGUUUUUUGCCAGGCUCGGCCUUCCAUGGAAAAGAGGAUCGUAUCAUCGGACGACGGUUUAUUUGAACACGAGUGCCGACGGAACUUCUCGCCAACUGCCUGCCUCAUGCAGCCAAAAGGCAACUUUUCUUCAGAACGUGGAGAGAUCGGCAACUUGGUACUCAGAGGGCACAAGAUCUGGGGAGGCCGCCGUGGCUUUCGUCAGGGUUGGGAGCGGCAGGCUUGGCUACAUUGGUGAUGUCAAUGGAGAAGAAGCUUCGGAUCAAGCGGUGCUGGCUAUGUGUGGCCUCCUGUAA
Messenger RNA from Clonostachys solani, 2358 nucleotides. Lineage: Eukaryota; Fungi; Ascomycota; Sordariomycetes; Hypocreales; Bionectriaceae. The record is from the annotation of a GenBank genome assembly.